Molecule: messenger RNA, 4919 nt
Organism: Lucilia cuprina (Australian sheep blowfly)
Lineage: Eukaryota; Metazoa; Arthropoda; Insecta; Diptera; Calliphoridae
Gene: Rox8
Product: nucleolysin TIAR
Exons: 6
Coding region: 1617-3026 (469 amino acids)
Biological process (GO): regulation of mRNA stability; nuclear-transcribed mRNA catabolic process, nonsense-mediated decay; cytoplasmic stress granule assembly
Cellular component (GO): cytoplasmic stress granule
Molecular function (GO): mRNA binding
Source: RefSeq, a predicted model, not a curated record
AUUAUAAGUUGGAAAAAUAUUAAAGAAAAUUUAAGAAACUAUGUGUUAAUUUUUAACAAAUUUAAAUAUUUUGUGAAAUCUUUAGAUUUCAAUGUGAAUUAUAAAUAAAAAUAGUGAUUUAAGCCACGUCAUUGUGUGGAUGCACUUUACGGGAAGAACGACGACGGCAGCUUAACACAAUUUUACUUUUUUUCUUUUUAUUUUAUUAAAGUUUUUUCCAAACCAUUGUUCCUCACACACAUACACACAUCAGAGACGUGUCUAAACCUCAAAAAAAAGUCCAAAAGAGCCUGACUCAGCUAUUUAGCGAACGUAUUUCAAACACAAAAAUCUUAUAUACAAGAAUAUAAAUUUAAAUAAUCAACUAUUUUGCAAGACGGAUUGAAGGAUAUUGAAUAUAAAAGCAGACAUCCAAGUGGAUUCCUUGUAAAGCCAACCACCCAAAAAAUAACCUGCCAAGCAAAAACAAAAUAACAAACAACAAAACAAGUUUAUACUAAAGUCAGCCACAAAGAGGUCAAAGAAGAAUAUAAACAACCAAACGUGUUUUAUUAAGAAAUAUAUACAUAUUUAUAGUAUCAAAAGUAUUCGAAUAUUUUUUCUUCUAAUAUAUGUACCAACCAAUCAACCAACCAACCAACAAAGCAACAGGAAAAAAGAAAACAUACCGAGUUAUUAUAUAAUAUUUAUAUCAUCAAUCAACAAGAUCCUCUCCCUCAAAAAUUACAUUAAAUUCUACUAAUGAUACAACAAAAUACUAUAAUAAUAUAAUUUAAAUUUAAAACAAACGUUUUAGCGUUAGUUGUGUGAGACUAAGGACCUAAGGAAACGGAAGCUGGAACUGAAACAGUAUAUCAUAACAUUUUACAUUAAAUAUAUAUAUACGUGUAUAUAUUCCAUAUAUUAAUUAAAAUAAAUAAAUGUGUGUGUUUGUAAGCAAGAGGAUUAAUAACAAAUUAUCAUUUAACUACGACAACAACAGAACAUAUUUUCUGCAACAUUGCUGAAUAUAAUAAAAGCAACCGCAAUUGAAAUUAGAACAGAUAAAAGUUAGCAGCAGCUUUAAGAGUCUGCGGAAACGCAACUUUAAACUCCAAAGGAGCAACAGUUCGAGAAACAAAACUAUUAAUUUGUAUAAAUUUAUUUUUUUUUAACCAACAAUCGUAAAUCAACAAUCAUAUAAUAGCAAUAAACACAUACAAAUCAUUAAAAGUAGAGCACAGAGUGAGAGAUACAUUUAUGUAUAUUAUCUCAAGAAGCUCCUAAAUACAAACAAAUAAACAAAAAUCAAAGGCUGCUGUCCCUUGGAUAACAAAAACGUUGACAAAACAAGGGCAAAGAAGAAAAGCUCAGGGGAAUAAAAAACAGUUGUAUCCACAUUUAACAAUUUUAAAACAUAAAUUAAAAAUAAACAUAAUAACUAUAGGCUAAGUAACUUGAAAUCUAUUUAAAACUAUAGAAUAUAAUAUUAUAGAUAGAUAGCGUAGCCAAAUCCAAUUAUAAAUUUAACACAACAAACCAACAUACAUCCAUCCAACCAACCAACCAGCGAGCGAUCGAUCGAUUGAUCUAUAUAAAUCAAUACAACCACAAACAAAAUAUAAAUUCUAAACACAAUGGACGAGUCACAGCCGAAAACGUUGUAUGUAGGGAAUUUGGAUGCCUCCGUUUCAGAGGAUUUAUUAAUCGCUCUAUUUAGUCAAAUGGGUUCAGUGAAAAGUUGUAAAAUUAUACGUGAGGCCGGCAAUGAUCCCUAUGCUUUUAUCGAAUAUUCAUCUUACCAAUCAGCCACGACCGCCUUAACAGCCAUGAAUAAACGUUUAUUUCUCGAUAAAGAAAUUAAGGUUAAUUGGGCCACUAGUCCUGGCAAUCAGCCGAAAACAGACAUUAGUUCACAUCACCAUAUCUUUGUGGGCGAUCUAAGUCCUGAAAUAGAAACCGAAAGCUUACGCGAAGCAUUUGCUCCAUUUGGAGAGAUCUCUAACUGCCGCAUUGUACGUGAUCCGCAAACAAUGAAAUCAAAGGGUUACGCCUUCGUAUCGUUUGUUAAAAAGGCAGAAGCCGAAAAUGCAAUACAAUCAAUGAAUGGCCAAUGGAUUGGUUCUCGUUCCAUACGUACCAAUUGGUCAACGCGCAAGCUAGCACCUCCACGCGAAACCAGUAAAACAAAUGCGGGCGGCGGUGGUGGAGGUAUAAAAAACAACUCACGACAAACCUUUGAAGAAGUCUACAACCAGUCAAGUCCCAUGAAUACCACAGUCUAUUGUGGUGGCUUCCCGCCAAACUUGAUUACCGAAGAACUCAUGCACAAGCAUUUCGUGCAAUUCGGUAACAUACAAGACAUACGUGUUUUCAAAGACAAAGGCUAUUCCUUCAUCAAGUUUUUUACAAAAGAAUCGGCAGCUCGUGCCAUCGAACAUACACACAAUUCGGAAGUGCUCGGCAAUACGGUCAAGUGUUUCUGGGGCAAAGAGAAUGGUGGCUUUAAUGCGGCAGCUGCCAACAACGAUAAUCAGAUGAAUAAUAUGGCAGCGGCGUCAGCAGGUGCUGCUGCUGCGGCGGCUGCAGCAGCUGCUGGAGCCAUCAUUGGACCAGGUGGUAUGCCAACGACACCACAACAAGCAGCCGCCGCUCAAGCGGCAGCAAAUGCAGCAGCAGCUGCCGGUGCCACGAUACCCGGACAAAUGAUGACACAACAACAACUUGCCGCUGCAGCAGCAGCCGUACAAUAUCCAUAUGCGACGGCAUAUCAACAAAUGGGUUAUUGGUAUCCACCAGCGGGCUAUCAAGCAGCGCAAAUGCAAACACAAUAUAUGCAACAAGGCUACUAUCCAUACGCUUAUGCAGCAAGUGCGCAACAAGCUGGAGGCAUGCCUGCUGGUUACAGAAUGGUUCAGCCGAACGUUGCUUGGGGAGUUCCAGGAACAGUAGUACCAGGUGUUACAGCAGCAGCCACAGCAGCAAACGGUUCUCUGGGGCCACAAAUGAUGUAUAGCGCAGCAAUGCCACAAUAUCAAACCCAAUGAAGCUACUAAACUAGAGCAUGUUUUGUACAAAAUUUUGUUAGAGCCAAAACAAAAUUAUAUUCAUGAGUGUUGUUUUUUUUUUUAUUUUUUUUACUUGUCAAGAACGGACAAGAACAAAUGUGUAUUUGGACAAAUGAACAAGUGUGAUGUUGUAUUAUUAAGAUAUAAAAAAAAUAACUAAUUAAAAAAGUGAGAGAAAAACACAUUUAAAAUGUUUGUGAACACUCUGAAAACAUUUCUAUUUUAUAACUUGUACACAAACAUGCUUCAACAACAAUUUUUCAACAAAUGCUGUCUGUCAAAAGAGAAAACUAAUUUGACUUGAGAUCAUUUUUAUGUGUGUGUGUGUGUGUGCGUCAAAGAAUAAUGAAUAACAAGCAGAGGAAGAAGAACAACACAGAACCAGAACCCAACUGAAACAGAAAUAAAUUUGUAUGAAUAAGACACAAAACAUAAAAAGGAUUAAUAAUAAUGCAAACAAGAAAACCACAACAAACAAACAAAACAAAUCUCUCUCGCUAUAUUCCUUGGUUGUUUGCGAAUAAUACAAAAUAUAUGCGUAACUUACUUAUGUACGCUCCCCGUACAAUACACCAUUAACAAUAAAUAAGCCAUUCUGGCAUCAUCUCAUGCCUCCUACCUAUUACGAAUAAGAAGACCAAAAUAUUGUACUACUUACACUAGCUUCAGUUUUUCCCUUCCAUUCACUCUACUAUCAAUUCAACACCAGCAGGACAAGUCGAUUGUGAAAUCAAACGAUUGCUUUUUAUAAAACACAAUUAUUUUAUACAUAAUUUUACACAAAUCCUUCUAUAUCUACAUUACACUAAAUUUUACUCCAUUUGCAUAUUACAUGUCAUAUAGAAACAUUUUUACAAAUCCUGGGAAGAAAUCAAUUGCUUUUGACGAAAGAAAAUUUAAAAUUAAAAAAUUUUCCCAUUCCACUUUAUUUAUUAUAAAACGUUUAUCUAUUUAUUUAUUUAUUGUGUGAAAACAUUUAUUCGCUUUAAAAACAACAACGAAAACAAACACUUUAUUAUGUUCAACAUAUUGCUUAAAAAAUGCAAUUGGACAAUAAGAAAGAAGAACAUUAACAAAUUGCAAUUAUUCAAUAAUUAUUGAAAUUCAGCAUUGAUUUUCGAUUCUCCCAAUUCUUAAACUUACUCCGCCCUUCUCUCUUCCUAUACAUCGCCGCAUAUAUCUUGUACUAUUCGCUUUCAAUCUCAAAACAAACAAAUAAAACAAAAACAAAAAAACAUAGAUGUUAGGUCGUUGUUAAUUAAAUUAUAUUUAAAAUAAACAAAAGAAUAAUUAUAAUAAAAAAAUCUUAAAAAAUAAACUGCAAACAAAACUUUAUUGCAAGAAGAAGAAGAAGAAGAAACUAUAGAAAACAAAAUCAACAACAAAACAAAACAAAAACCAACAAGUGAUAGUAUAAUCUAAGGAAUCUGUCACUUUUUCGUCCUUUUUCACAUUUUAUUAUUAUUAUUACUUACUAUUAUUAAAUUGUCGUUACCAUCUAUCUCUCAUUUCUUUGCUUAGCAAACAAAACAAAAAAAGGAAAAACUGAUUAAUUAGUCAUAAAUCAUAAAAUAUUUUUUCUACAAAAAGAUUGUAAUUUAUGUAUCUAAAACAAACAAAAAACUCUUUACAACAAAAAAAUUUCGUGUGAGGUAACCAAAACACCAACAACAACAAAAAAAAUUAAAUUAAGUAACUACUCAAAAAAACAAAACAAAAAAUUUACGUUGAACAACGUCAAAAAAAAAAUUUAUAAUUAUGACUGGGAUUUUAAUCUCUAUAAGAAAAUCCAAAAAAAAUCCAAAACAAAAACAAAAAUAUUAAAUUUAUUGUUGAAAUGAUAAUUUAUUUUACUAAGAUACAAUAUUAGGA